GAAGAGAAGAGAAGAUGUCUCAUGUCGUAAAGAAAAGAAAAUUGGAUAAAAGCCGCCAGGACAGACUUUACUUCGACAGCUACACGGAUGUGACCAUCCACGAGGAGAUGAUCGCGGACCACGUGCGCACCAACACGUACCGGAUGGCGAUCCUGAGGAACGGUGAGUCCAUACGGGGUAAAGUAGUCCUGGACGUCGGGGCUGGAACCGGCGUCUUAAGCAUGUUCUGCGUUCAAGCCGGCGCGAGGAAAGUCUACGCGGUGGAGGCGUGUUCUAUCGCCGAGCAGGCGGUGAAAAUAGUGGAAAAAAACAACAUGGAGGACAAGAUAGAAGUGAUCCGGGGCACCGUGGAGACCGUGGACCUACCUGAGCAGGUGGAGGUGAUAGUGAGCGAGUGGAUGGGGUAUGCACUCCUGCACGAGUCCAUGCUCAACUCGGUGCUUUACGCACGCGACAAGUGGCUCAAACCGGGGGGGGUCAUCCUGCCGAGCAAAGCCGAGCUCUACAUCUCCCCCAUCGGGGACCCGGUGGUGGAGGACCGCCUCAACUUCUGGUACACCGUCAAGGAGCAGUACGGGGUGGACAUGUCCUGCAUGUCGGACUUCGCCCGCAGGUGCAUCAUGAACUCUGACAUCACCGUGAACUCGGUGACCGUGGAGGACGUGCUCUCCCACCCGGCCCGCUUCGCAGAGCUCGACCUGUACUCGGUGACCGUGGAGGAGCUCCGGUCCGUGAAGGGGAAGUUCCGGUGCGAGUCGUUCGGCUCGGCGGCCGUGAACGCUUUCUGUGUGCACUUCACGGUCACUUUCCCCUGCCCGGACAACAAGCCGCAGGCGCUCGUGCUCUCCACGUCCCCGUUCAAACCGGAGACGCACUGGAAGCAGGCGGUGCUGUACCUGGACGCGCCGGUGGACGUGGUGCAGGACACGGCGGUGACCGGGGAGAUCAGCAUGUUCCCCUCCGAGGAGAGCGCGAGACAUAUAUGCAUCCACGUGGACUACACGAUAGGAGAGCAGAAAAGACAGUCCAAGACCUUCUCCAUCCCGGACUGGAGCAGUGAAGCCCACUCAUAGUGGAAUAAAACACUGUGUUACUGUUUAAAUCACACACAAAAGUUCAAAAGUGGUCAAAAGUUUUAGAACACACCAACUUUUCCAGAAUUUAAUUGAAAAUGAUGCAGUUUAAUGUCUCAGUGUACUCUGAAAUUAAUGCACAUUUGCAAAAAAUUCUUUAUUGAGCAUGAUAGUGUUUUGAAAGUCAAAAAAAGAUUCAAAGUCACAUUUUAUGUUGGACUAAAGGACUAAAAAAAGACACAAAAUGACUAAAA
Molecule: messenger RNA, 1327 nt
Organism: Centropristis striata (black sea bass)
Lineage: Eukaryota; Metazoa; Chordata; Actinopteri; Perciformes; Serranidae
Gene: prmt6
Product: protein arginine methyltransferase 6
Exons: 1
Coding region: 15-1073 (352 amino acids)
Biological process (GO): peptidyl-arginine methylation
Molecular function (GO): protein-arginine N-methyltransferase activity
Source: RefSeq, a predicted model, not a curated record